CGCAGACGGCGAGGACGACUCGGAGGAGACGCAAGGCGUCGGCCUCAAUCGCCCGGUGGAGCAGCUGUCGAGGGGCAAGAGCUGGGCGCUCGAUGGGCAAGGGUCGCACAGCACGACAUGGACGGCAUCGUCGGCGCAGCUCACGCGCAUGCGCUACGUGUCCCAGGUCAGCGAGUACUGGCCACUCGACCGCCUCGCCACCGUCUCGAUCGCCUCCCUCUCGGCGCCGUCAACCCCUACCGCACCCCUUUCACCUCGUCUACAAGCCUCGUACCACGACCUCGCACCCGCACCCGACGCAGCCGACCUCCUCGCCGCCUCCUCCUCGUCGCCGAGAAAAGGCCGCAUCCUCCUCCUCGGUACCGGUCCGGGCAACCCGCUCCUCCUCACCCGCGUCGCCCAUCUCCUCCUCACGACCGCCGACCCCUCUUCCCCCUUCUUCGUCGACCUCUUUCUCUCGGACAAGCUCGUGCCGCCCCAGAUCCUCGCCCUUAUCCCGCCCGAGCGACGGGCCGGCGUCGUCAUCGCGCGCAAGUACCCGGGCAACGCCGAGGCGGCGCAGGAGGAACUCAUGGCGCUCGCGAUCGAGGGCGCCAAACGCGGCAAGACCGUCAUGCGCCUCAAGCAGGGCGACCCGUACCUUUACGGGCGCGGCGGCGAGGAGGUGCUCCGGUUCCGCGCCGUCGCCGGCGUUGAGAGCGUCGUCGUCCCGGGCCUGUCGUCGUCGCUCGCCGGCCCGCUCCUCGCCGGCAUCCCCGUCACGCAGCGCGGCGUCGCCGAGUCGGUCGUCGUGUGCACGGGCGUCGGUCGCGGCGGGCGUGACGUCCCGCUCGCGCCGUACGAGCGCGCCAAGACGCUGUGCGUCCUCAUGGGCGUCGCCCGCCUGUCGUCGCUCGUCCAGUCGCUCAUGCACCACCCGACGACGCCCUACCCGCCGUACCUGCCGAUCGCGCUCGUCGAGCGCGCGUCGAGCCCGGAUCAGCGCGUCGUCGCGAGCACGAUCGACCGCCUUGCCCAGGUCCUCGAGCAGCUGCCGCCGCACCGACCGCCGGGCAUGAUUGUCGUCGGCUGGGCCGUCAUGUGCCUUGACGGCGAGGGCGACAUGACGAUCCUCGACGACCCGGAGGACGACGGGCGAGAGGCGCGCGAUCGGGCUCGGGUCGAUAGAUGGGCCGGCGAGAUCGGGUACAAGGUGCGAGAGGGCCUGAGCGAGGGCUGGAUGAGCCUCGUGUCGGGUCUCGAGGCCGAGGGCGAGCAGGUGUCGUCGUAGCGAGGGCCUCUUAGACUAGAACCUGUAGCCGCAUCUGCAUCGUCGCACUAUCGCAUCUC
This is a messenger RNA of Rhodotorula graminis WP1, 1329 nucleotides long. RefSeq lists its product as uncharacterized. Lineage: Eukaryota; Fungi; Basidiomycota; Microbotryomycetes; Sporidiobolales; Sporidiobolaceae. Gene Ontology annotation, molecular function: uroporphyrin-III C-methyltransferase activity. The coding region runs from base 149 to 1270 and encodes 373 amino acids. The transcript has 2 exons. The record is from RefSeq and is a predicted model, not a curated record. Gene Ontology annotation, biological process: siroheme biosynthetic process.